Mercurialis annua (annual mercury) is the source of this 2124-nucleotide messenger RNA. RefSeq lists its product as uncharacterized. NCBI's taxonomy places the organism in Eukaryota, Viridiplantae, Streptophyta, Magnoliopsida, Malpighiales, Euphorbiaceae. Gene Ontology annotation, molecular function: nucleic acid binding. Bases 1 to 2124 code for a protein of 707 amino acids. The transcript has 7 exons. The record is from RefSeq and is a predicted model, not a curated record.
AUGCGUUUAUGCGGCUAUGUAUCUCUUUUUGUCUUGGUCAGGAUGUCUGACCGACGACAAGAAGAGGAGCGAGCUGCCGCUGCAGCACGAAAUGUUAUUGAGGGGGCAUAUGAUGUACACCCAAAAGCUGAAGAUGAGUCUUCUGUUCAUGGAGGAGGUGGAGGCCAAGAGGCCUAUUCUAAGGGCACCAGAGAACGUAAAGCUCGACGUCUACAAGCUAACGAGAGACAGACCAUCAUCAUGGUGGAAAUGUCUAUGAGAGGACCCGCGAAAGACUGCUACAACUUCAUACUUGUUGCUAAUCGAUUGUCUAUUCAACUCUUAAUAGUUGUUUGCUGUUACAUCGUUGAGAAUCCUCUUACUGAUUUACGUGCUGACUUAGUUGUGUUGGAUGUACUUUCAUUUGACGUGAUUUUGGGGAUGGAUUGGCUGGCGCGCCAUUAUGCUUCGAUCGACUGUCGACGGAAGUCAGUUGAGUUUCGGAUUCCAGGUGAUCUACCCUUUUCUUUUCAAGGGGAAAAGGCGGAGACACCGAAGAAUCUGAUUUCUGCGAUCAAGGCAAAGCGGAUGAUGAGUAAGGGUUGUCAAGCUUUCUUAGCUGUGGUUAGAGACAUGGAUGCUGAGGUGGGCAGUAUGAACACUGUCCCUAUAGUGAAUGAGUUCACUGAUGUUUUUCCAGAGGAGUUGCCUGGAUUACCACCUGAUCGGGAUAUCGAGUUCUGCAUUGACGUUGUUCCUGGAACUGGUCCUAUUUCGAUACCGCCGUAUCGGAUGGCUCCUGCUGAGCUGAAGGAGUUGAAGGAGCAGUUACAAGAACUGUUGGGGGAUGUCGAUGUGCCUAAGACUGCUUUCAGAACGCGUUAUGGGCAUUUCGAGUUUCUAGUCAUGUCGUUUGGGUUGACUAACGCACCAGCAGCGUUUAUGGACAUGAUGAAUCAGGUUUUCAAGCCGUUUUUGGAUCAGUUUGUUAUCGUCUUCAUUGAUGACAUCCUGAUUUAUUCUCGGAGUGAGGAGGAGCAUGCUUAUCACUUGAGGACUAUACUACAGACCUUGCGAGAGCAUCAAUUGUAUGCUAAGUUCUCAAAGUGCGAGUUUUGGCUGGAACAGGUUACCUUCUUAGGACACGUGGUGUCGAAGGAUGGGAUCAAGGUUGAUCCGAAGAAGAUCGAGGCGGUCAUGGAUUGGCAGAGGCCGAGGUCAGUUACCGAGAUCAGGAGUUUUCUUGGGUUAGCUGGCUACUACCGUCGGUUUGUGCAGGAUUUCUCUCGAAUAUCUGCACCUUUGACUAAGCUGACACAGAAGGGUGUUAAGUUUGAGUGGACCGACAGAUGUGAGGCAAGUUUCGAGAAGCUGAAGGAGAUUCUGACUACAGCUCCUGUUUUGGCGUUGCCUUCUGGCAUUGAGGGUUUUACUGUGUACUGCGAUGCUUCUCGGAUUGGCUUGGGUUGCGUGUUGAUGCAACAUGGACAGGUGAUCGCCUAUGCUUCUCGUCAGCUGAAGAAGCAUGAGGUGAAUUACCCUACACAUGACUUGGAGUUAGCUGCUGUGGUUUUUGCUCUGAAGAUCUGGAGGCACUACUUGUACGGUGCGACUUGCGAGAUCUUCACUGAUCACAAGAGUCUGAAGUACAUCUUUGAUCAGCGAGAGCUGAAUCUGAGACAGAGGAGGUGGCUAGAGUUGCUGAAAGACUACGACUGUACUAUUCAGUACCAUCCUGCGUUACAGGAGUCCUUGGGUUCUCGUUUGGACUUCAGUACAGCUUUUCAUCCUCAGACUGACGGUCAGUCUGAGAGGACUAUUCAGACAUUGGAAGAUAUGCUCAGGAUGUGCAUUCUUGAUUUUCAGGGUAGCUGGGAUACUCAUUUGCCAUUGAUUGAGUUUUCUUACACUUAUGAAACCAUUUCUUCCUUACAAAACGUAACCUGCUAUGUUUCUUUCAUCCUUAAACCUAAAUCUCAUUCUCUAUUAAACAACAGCAGCCGCCAUUCCUCAUUAGCAAGAUCUGAAACUUCAAAUCAUCAUUCCCCUCCAUUUGGUUCAAGCUACGCUUCUAAUCCGAAAAUUCUUCGACGAUUCACAUCGAUUCGACGUUCUCUAUCAUCGCUACGUUUCAAAAUUUGUUAA